Messenger RNA from Neocloeon triangulifer, 2231 nucleotides. RefSeq names its product tetraspanin-9-like. The transcript is spliced from 7 exons. Bases 344 to 1189 code for a protein of 281 amino acids. Lineage: Eukaryota; Metazoa; Arthropoda; Insecta; Ephemeroptera; Baetidae. Gene Ontology annotation, cellular component: membrane. The record is from RefSeq and is a predicted model, not a curated record.
GUAAACAAACGAGUAAAAACAGCAGCGGAAUUAUGUCGGAUAUAGCCUAUUCUCAUGAAUUUUCCUGCUCAAUCAGCAACAUAUCCCUUCGUUGCCAAUCACAAAGAAUUUAGCACAGCUUUUUUGCAUGAAAGCAAAUUAUGUAUUCAAAAAUCAUGUGGACUGGAAAAGUUGGAUAAAACAUCAGGAGUUCUUCAACAUAAUAUGGAAUCUUCGAAACUCUGCAGAUUGUGAUCUAUGGAAGUGAUUUAAUAUUCGUCAAGACCAACUUCGAAGAAGCUUUUUCAAGGAAAAAAGGAAGAUACGUUACGGACAAAGAGUUUUGAAAAUUCAGCGAUAAGAGAUGGCAAUCGUUUGCGACAACACGAACAAAUGUGCCAAAGCAGGGCUCAUUUUCUUCAACCUCAUCUUUUGGGCAUCUGGUGCGGCGCUGAUCCUGCUGGGGGCGUCGAUGCUGCUGGACCAGGGCCAGGCUGUGUUGCUGACGGCCGUGGCUGCUCCUGGGACGCCGCCCCUAUUGCUGGUGGCCUUCGGGCUGGUCGGUCUGGGCAGCGUGGUGCUGGUGGUGGGCAUCCUCGGCUGCUUCGCUGGGCUGGUUGAGCAGCUGAACAAGUGUCUGCUCGGCACCUACUUCACCUUCCUGUUCCUCGUGUUCGCGGCCGAGGUGUCUCUGGUGGUGGCUACUCUUUUCUUCCGCGAACAGACCAUCUCGGGCCUCGAGUCCCGCCUCCGCGACCGUCUGCACAACCAGUUCAACCGCACCGGACAUGAGCACUUCUCAGACGCCUUCAGCUUUGCUCAGUACAAGUUUGAAUGUUGCGGAUCGACCAAGGUGCAGGACUUUGAGCUGUGGGCCAAGAUGCAGCAGCCGCCCAACGGCCAGGAUGGACCCCGCGUGCCGACCAGCUGCUGCAUGGUGCAGAAGACGAGCACCCCCGACGCCAGCAUGCACGGAAUGCUGAUGGGCAUGGACAUUGACGAGUGGCGCACCGCCAGACCCGUCAGGGCCGAACUUUGUCAGAGUCAGGGCGUCAGCGAGGCUCGCCAUGAACGGGGAUGUCUGCAGCCGCUUGAAGAUUGGUUCAAGGACAAGUCGCUCAUCGUCUUGGCGGUCGCUCUUGCGGCCAGUCUCCUCCAAAUUCUGGGCAUGGCUUACACAGCAUGCCUGUGCAAGGUAGCGGGAAAGUAAAGAGGUCGCCGUGCCGCAGAAGUUGAAGAUUUGACUUCGGAUACUUUCUCUCUACAUGUUCAAGAAGUGGAACCAGUCCUAUAAUAAUUUUAAUGUGCACCUCUCUUGAUGACCCCUCUUGUCCUUUUAAGCAGUUGUUUCAGCCUUUCUGGGAUUUGAUUAGGUCAAUGUAUACUUAAGCUCAAUUAUUCUCAUGCGCCAAAUUCUUCCUGCAGAUUGAUUUAAAAAAGGAAGUCUGCCCGUCUCUCAGCCAAAUGCUUUAGGUUUGCUCAUGAGUUUUCAAAGUAAUUUUUACAAACCAACACGCGCGCAUUCCCGCCGCAAAAGUUCAAGUAUAAUAUUAAAUACGGCCAAAGGCCCACCGAUUUACUACAUAUUUACACACAUACCAUAAUUAUAAUUCCUUUUACGAAUCUCAUAUAUAAUCUAUAUGAUUAUAAAUUUUAUUGCUCUUUGUAACAAAUUUUAACAGUAUUUUUAAUAGUUGGUAAGCAGCAUCUAUGGAAAGUAUAGCGUCUAUAGUAAAACUAAAAAAAAUACCAUGUAAUAAAUAAUAUGUCCUGUAGCUUUAAAAAAACACCCCUACGAAACGCAUUUAAAUUGAAGAAAUCAAAUGAGGUCUCGCUCUCAAUAUAUAUGCCAAUGACUCGCGUAAAUAUUAAUGAGAGCAGCCAUUUCAACAUUGACACCAGGCACAAAUAUGUAUAUAACAUUAAGACUCACACAAAACCUCUCCCAUUGGAAUUAAAAAGAGCAAAGCCAAAGCAGACGGUGAAUGAACUGCCAGAAGGCUGAACCAACCCCAUCAGUCGUUCGUAUUUAUAUAUAAUUGUAACGUGUACCAUCCCCCCCGUCAGACGAGAAAAAAAACAAAAUAAUUCGGUUCUCCGUCAGCUGCAGCAAUGCAUGUACGUGUAUAUGAUUCUAGUCGUUCUCCGUAGCGCAGAAACAAUAAUUACAGAGAUGGAAUUGUUGGGUGUUGGUACAGAAUGUUAAGGAGUAGCAAUAAAAAUUGCAGGAGCGAAUUUACUAUUAGACCCAA